Messenger RNA from Chrysemys picta bellii (western painted turtle), 2515 nucleotides. Lineage: Eukaryota; Metazoa; Chordata; Testudines; Emydidae. The record is from RefSeq and is a predicted model, not a curated record.
GAGAGCCCUCUACAGAGCCGUCAUGCAGGAGAACUAUGAGAAUGUGACCUCACUGGCAGGGUUUCCAGUUUCUAAACUUGAUGUCCUCUCCCAGCUGGAAAAAGGGGAAGAGUUCUUUUCCACAGAUCUCCAGGACUCAGAGGAAAGAAAGCUCCCGAGAGGCAGCUAUACAGGUGAGGGGAUGGUGAGAGAGACCAUGGAGCAGAAUCCUCAGCAGGAAGACGAUGAAGUGGAACCACAAGGGUCUUUAUUGCAAAGACGCAAAGGGAGUGUGUCCAGGACUUGUGAUCAGGGAAAAGCCUGUGAGAGUCAGCACAGGCCAGAGAAGCAGCAGGGAAACCAGCCAAUGCAGAAAGUUGGUAAAUCUGUUAAUUAUCAGGGAACUCACAAAGGCCACAAGGAAACCACGGCCCAGCAGAGAAUCCCCAUGGGAGAGAGAAAUAACAUAUGUGUUGAAAGUGGGAAAAAGUUCAGUAGGCGCUCACACCUUGUUAAACAUGAGAGAAUCCAUAAAGGGGAGAAACCCUAUGAAUGCUGUGAGUGUGGGAAAACCUUCACUGAAUGCUCAAACCUUAUUAAACAUCAGAGGAUCCACACAGGGGAGAAACCGUAUGAAUGCUGUGAGUGCAGGAAAAUCUUCCUUCGGCACUCAGCCCUUAUUAAACAUCAGAGGAUCCACUCAGGGGAGAAACCCUAUGAAUGUUGUGAGUGUGGGAAAACUUUCUCUCGGAGCUCAGCCUUUAUUUACCAUCAGAGAAUCCAUACAGGGGAGAAACCCUAUGAAUGCUUUGACUGUGGGAAAAGCUUCACUGCCAGGUCAAACCUUGUUACACAUCAAAGGAUCCACACAGGGGAGAAACCCUAUGAAUGCUGUGAGUGUGGGAAAACCUUCGCUCGGAGCUCAGCCUUUAUUAACCAUCAGAGGAUCCAUACAGGGGAGAAACCCUAUGAAUGCUGUGACUGUGGAAAGAAAUUCACUGAGCGUUCAACCCUUAUUACCCAUCAGAGGAUCCAUACAGGGGAAAGGCCCUAUGAAUGCUGUGAGUGUGGGAAAACCUUCCCUCAGCGCUCAGCCCUUAUUAGCCAUCAGAGGAUCCACACUGGGGACAAACCAUAUGAAUGUUGUGAGUGCAGGAAAACCUUCCCUCAGAGCUCAGCCCUUAUUAGACAUCAGAGGAUCCACACAGGUGAGCAACCCUAUGAAUGUAGUGAGUGUGGGAAAACCUUUGCUCGGCGCUCACACCUUAUUAAACAUCAGAGGAUCCAUGCAGGUGAGAGAUCCUAUGAAUGCUCCAAGUGUGGGAAAUUUUUCCAUCAGAGCUCAGCCUUUGUUUAUCAUCAGAGAAGCUGCAAGGGAGAUAAAAACCAUAAAAACCUUGUCUAGAGCUAAGGAAAGAUUUUGUUUUCCUUUUGCUAAUUCCCACAUAGUGAGCUUAAAAGAAGCUUUGUGUCCCCAUGGGCUUUCAGUUCCCCCAGCUGAGUUAUCAGCUUUUCCUUUUUGUAGCUCAUCCUCUCUUGGGGGGAAUCCCAUUGUCUUUUUCAGCAACUCCUUUGUCCUCUGUCAUGGAUGUGUGUCCCUCCAACUGGAAUUUCAGUCAAUCCCAGGUGGGGGAAGCAGGAGAGACCUCAACUAGGUACAUGGAGGUUAAACCUACAUGGGCCUUGACUCCACUAGGAUUUUCCAUGGAGUUAGCUAGCUUCAAUUAGCUAUCCUAAUGUAAAAAUAUAUAUGGUGUCCAGAAUAAUUUAGCAAAUUUCCUCAACACCUGGCAUAACCUUCAUCGCUUUUCCUAAUCUAAAUAUAUUUGGAGUAUCACAUUUAUACUUUUCCUCUCCCUGCAAAGCAAUUGUUAGACACCAGGUUCCCCCACUAGGGACAGAUUGUCUCAUUCCCAUUUGUUCUCACAUUACACUGGGUUGUGUUGAAAGUUUUUCUACCAUUUUUCCAUAUUGAAUAUAUUUAAAUAUAACAGAAGGAGCAGGAUGAAUGAUGGGGGAGGGUGUGUGUGGGGGGGAAUUUCAACCUCUGUGACACCUAAAGAAGAAGUGGUGAGUUGGAGGGAUUCCCACCUUCCAAAUUACCCCAGUAAUGUUUCCUCUGUUUGAGCCAGAUAGAAUUUAUCUUCUCCACUUACUUACUACACCUCCACCUGUCAUUGUGUCUUAUGAUUCAGUGUUCUCAGCCCUCUGCUUGGGAAUCACAUUUUAUUUUCUUUGAUCAUAAAACAGUAUUUUUGAAACUGAGAUGACAGUGUCACAGACCUGCAAGGGGAAUUUGAAUGGAUCUCAAACACAGCUUGGUCACUGGGAGUUCAAAUCCCAGUUUGGGAAAGCUUCUUCUAGGAUUUUUCCUACUGAGAUGAGAUUGUUUGCAGGUGAAGAGGUUGAGCUUGUUUUGUUUAGUUUUCCAUUAUGAUGAUGAUAGAACUUUUGAAAAUAAUAAAACUAGGGCUGUAAAGCGAUGAAAAAAAUUAAUCGCACAAUUAAAAAAAUUAAUCAUGAUUAAUUGCACAAU